Messenger RNA from Camelina sativa (false flax), 1279 nucleotides. RefSeq lists its product as uncharacterized. NCBI's taxonomy places the organism in Eukaryota, Viridiplantae, Streptophyta, Magnoliopsida, Brassicales, Brassicaceae. The record is from RefSeq and is a predicted model, not a curated record.
AUGGUGAAGAAUGGUCCCAGUCCGACGAAAACAUUUUACUGCACAGAGAAAGAGGAAUCUGAGUUACCGCCGGAGACUCUCCUUAAUGCGUUGAAGGAUGACAUAGAGAUUAAUAUCUUGAAGAUAUUCUUAGAGACAGCCUAUGAAUCCCUGCUGUUGAGUGGUCGAAGAAAGAUGGAGGAGAAAGCCAUUGAGAGUUUCGAAAGAUCAUCCCAAGUCUUCGUACAAGAAGAAGAAACACGUUCUUCAGAGGAAGAGGUGAUAAAGCUGAUGCAACUGAUGAAUCUUAUGCCUCUUGGAAACAGAGAAUCUCGUUUAACGGGUCUUGAUGUUGAUGAUGACGGAAAGAGUUGGAAACUCGUGCGAGAAACUGUAGAACGCAGAGGAAGGAGAUUCAAAUGCGAUCAAGAAUUAGCUGUUAAGAUGAUAUUGAAUAAUGCAUCGAAGAUUGAGUCCAGUUUCCAGGAGGCUUUGGAAGAAGAAACAUCAUCUUCUUCAAUAAGAUGGGGCUUUGCAGAGGCUAAAGACGAAGUGGUCUCUCUUGGAUUUAAGUUAUCCCAUGCCCUCAUCAAGAUCACUCUAUUGCGUGUUCAUGAAAGCGAGAGAGAGAAACAGUUGUGGCUUAGGAAUUUGAUAUUUGAGAGCUCUUUCAAGAAACGAUCCGCGGUGAUGUAUUUGUUCGAUUUUUUGCUCUACAAGUCUGAAGAGUUCGCCGAAUGUGUUGUUAUGGAGGAGAGCGGGAAAGAUAAUCCAAGUGAUCUGAGCAUUCCUGAACCUGAAGAAGAUAGAAUCGGACUUGAGCUACUUGACCGACUUGCUCAUGCACUCUGUCGCUUACAAUUACUGGCGACGAAUCUUUCCUUGACAAAAGGAGAGUUGAAUGCAGUAACUUCUGAGCUUCUUCAAUGCGUUAUGGAUGUGAAAUAUGUGGAAAAGACCAUUGGUUCUCUGAUGAAGGGACGAUCUCUAAAAUUGAAACAUAAAGCAAAACAGAGUUUGCCAAUGAAGAAGAGAUCUGAGACUAUCUUCUGGGCGAAAGUGAAUGGAGAGAUGAACAAGUGUUGGGGUGAGUCUUUCUGGAAGUAUGUUGAAGCAGCAAGCCACUUGGAAUCUGUGGUUUCAUCUCACCAAAUCGUUUAUGCACUCUGUAAGUUUUUCGUUUUCGGGUUUGAAUCAUAAGGAUCAGUGUAUCACUGUUACAGAGUAGGACAGAGAGAGAGUACUGCUUAAUUUUUGCUGGUUACGUGACAUACAAGGAAUAUGAAACCUUCUACUGAAA